Beauveria bassiana ARSEF 2860 is the source of this 873-nucleotide messenger RNA. RefSeq lists its product as uncharacterized. The coding region runs from base 1 to 873 and encodes 290 amino acids. The transcript is spliced from 6 exons. The record is from RefSeq and is a predicted model, not a curated record. Gene Ontology annotation, biological process: mycotoxin biosynthetic process. NCBI's taxonomy places the organism in Eukaryota, Fungi, Ascomycota, Sordariomycetes, Hypocreales, Cordycipitaceae.
AUGAAGUCAGAAGACGCAGGUACGCGGGCUUCAACGCCGACCAUCACUGAAGAGCAAGACUGGAAUGCAAAAGAUUCCGAUGGCCUGUUGAAGUCCAAAGAGCACGUUGAAAGACAUGAUGGCAAUGAAGCUUCUCUCUUGCAGCGCAGAAUUUCGGUCAAAUAUCACCUGGCCAUCUUUAGCUUCUACAUUUUGACCCUGCUUGGCAUGGGGGUCCUUCUCGGCAGAAGCGGGAGAAGCUCGAAAAGGGCGAUUCUAUAUUCGCCGGCCAACGAGGCCCUAGAAUACUAUGUCGGGGAAUUCUCGGACGGCAACGAUCCACACGGCAUGUAUGUUGGGGAGCCUCGGCCCUCGCUCGAGAAGGCUUGGGAAGACCUAUUGGGACCCAUGAAUGUACGAUUAUCGCUGAAAGAUGUUCAAGCGUUCAAUCGUGAAGCGACAGCCGUUGGGCUAUCAGACGGGAGUGGCUAUGUCGGCACGUUGAAUGUGUACCAUGAGCUGCACUGUGUGAGAUGGCUUCAUAAAUACGUUUAUCAAGACGAGUAUUGGCCGGGCCUUGACGACGAGCAACGAAGAAAGAACAAGGUCCACAGUAAUCAUUGUCUCGGCACCUUAAAGAGCUUUGCCAUGUGUCAUGGCGAUGUCGGCAUGGUCAUCUACAGCUGGCAAAAAGACCGACUGAAGCCUGGCGCCAACGGCACAGGGCAUACUUGCGUCAACUGGGACAAGAUUUCACAAUGGACAAAGGAACGAACAGUCGACAUGUACAAACCAGGACUUCUUGUCCAUCCACAGCAUGGACCGGCAUACUCUGAGAAGGAGAAUGACAAAGAGCACAUCAAUGGAGCCCUUCACAAUCACGGAAGCACGUAA